AAGCAGCAAGACGCCGCCACCCUUGCACAGCGAAUUCAAAGCUGGACCCGGACGAUUGUAGAAGCCCAGGACAACAAUGCAAGAACCCAGGUCGGGCAAAAGAGUAAAGAAGCGAAGGAACUUUCUUGGCAUCCGCCACCGCCAGGUUGGAUUGCUAUCAAUACAGACGGGUCGGUCAAGCAACCAGAUUCCAGAGCAACUGCUGGAGGCCUCCUGCGUGACCUCUUGAGACGUUGUAUAGGAGCGUUUGCCUCUAACUUAGGCUCAUGUACAAUCACGAGAGCGGAAUUGAAAGGUACGAUGCAAGGCCUGCAACUUGCAUGGAGUCAAGGGCAUAGAAGAAUCCAAUUGCGGACUGACUCCACCACGGUUCUCAACAUCCUGUCCUCACUGGAACCGUACAAUGGAAGAUACCAGGGCCUCAUGAGACAGGUUCAGAGACUACUACAGCAAAAUUGGGAGGUUACUAUCUCUCACACGUUUAGGGAAGGCAACAAGUCAGCAGAUUAUCUAGCAAACAAGGGUCACUCUCUUGAUAUAGGUGUUCACGUCAUUGAUAAGCAGGAUUCGGGGCUUAAGUUUUGGCUCCUGUAUGAUACUAUGGGCAUUGCCCAAACUCGUUUAAUUUAA
Messenger RNA from Linum tenue, 630 nucleotides. Lineage: Eukaryota; Viridiplantae; Streptophyta; Magnoliopsida; Malpighiales; Linaceae. The record is from the annotation of a GenBank genome assembly.